AUGGGUCUCAUCGCAAAGAUUGAAGAGAAGCUCACUUCUAACAAGUCCAGCGAGACGAACAACCAAGAAGUGCCAGCUCACAACGGAGACUCUGCGCAUCCUAGCCAUACCUCAGACAACCACACUCACAACGUCACUUCCACUGGCACCGCAAAUGCAUCUUCCGUUGGAGGUCUGAGCGGUUCAGGAUCCCACCUGACAAACCACACAAGCGAUCCAUCCGAUCUCUCAAAAAUUCAUCCUGCCAGACGAAAUGAAAACAACACCCAAGUCAAUGACUUUGGCGCCCCCCAAAAUGGUGCUUCUACUGGACACCAUGGUCUUACCGGGUCUCAGACCUCGCCUCUCUCUUCAGGUGUAGGCAACAUGCACAAUGGCUCCGGAACUGCCGCACAUAUUCCUGGCAGCGGACAUAUUCCCGGCAGUGCAUCUGGAAUGAAUGGCCACGCACAACAUACUGGCAUUCCUGGAAUCAGCACUCACGGGUCUCACAAUCCCGCAACAUCUGGCCACACACCAUCCACUGGCAUUCCUGGAACCAGUACCCAUGGCUCUCACAAUCCCGCAACGUCCUUUGGAUCAUCUGGCAUUGAUGGUGUGAACCACUCGCAGCUCGGUUCUGGAGCGGGCAACACGCAUCACAUCCCUGGAUCUGACAUCGGCUCUCAUCAUGCGAGCAACUCGCAUAUCUUGGCUGGUAACAGCGCUUCGCACGGCAUCACUGGUAGCAACAGCAACACUAUGCCUCACGGCUCAUCCGGUCUGGUUGGCAGUCACGAUGCCAUUCAUUCUGGCACCUCUCACGGGCUCACCGGCGGUAAGACAUCACACGUCGGUGGAAACGAUGGCAUGGAUUCCGGCAACUCGCAUGGUCUUGUGGACGGCACCAACUCGCAUAACCUAGCUAGCGGCAACUCUUCACACGGAGUGGUCGGCGGCAGCAACAACGUCCAUUUUCAUGGAUUAGGAGAUAGCAGACAUAACAGUGUCGUAGAGCCCAACACGCAUCAUGCGAGCACUCAGGAGUCUGGCGUGCAUGCUCACAACACACCUCUCCACAAUGACACGGUUAACGAACACGGUCACAAGUCUCACAAGAGUGGAGGGCUGAACCCGAACAAGGAGAACUACGAGGCCAUCCCUGAGGCUGGCGGCCUCAAAGUUGGCGCGGGCCCGUUCGAACACGAUAGAUCCUACGACCCUACCGCCACAACGCACAUUGCUACAGAGCACUCGGCGACUCAAUCUCAUGCUCAGGUUCCUCACACUACUGGCCGGCUUGGUGGUUCCCAUGCACAGCCAUUGGCUUCUGGCCAUUCACACGGUCACAGCAACACCGCUACAGACCACUCCACCGUUCCUACUCACGGCCAGACCACUCACUCCACUGGUCAGCUCGGUGGUAUGAACACACAGCCACACAGCGGGCACGGUAUUCAUCAGAGCAACCACACUGGCGGCUUGCCAGUCAAUCAGCCACAUCACAGCUCCACUACUGGAACGCAUAUGACAGAGAGCAGCCACAAUGGAGGUAUCCUCAGCGGCCAGAACACCCAGAACGUUCCAGGUACCACCGGAAGCCACGGAGUGUCAACAGGGUACAAUCAGUCAAUGGCCCAGCAUCAAGUCGAUCAGAUGAUGAGGUAA
Molecule: messenger RNA, 1647 nt
Organism: Ramularia collo-cygni
Lineage: Eukaryota; Fungi; Ascomycota; Dothideomycetes; Mycosphaerellales; Mycosphaerellaceae
Exons: 2
Coding region: 1-1647 (548 amino acids)
Source: RefSeq, a predicted model, not a curated record